UUAGACAUUACUCUAUUGCGGAGGACGAAAUCAUGGCGGCCUCCUUACGGCUGGGUCGUCAAGGAAUUAUAUUCGGUCUUAGAUUGUCAAAGCUUAAAAAAUGUUCAUGGUCUUCACAUUCGUGGCAAGACCAUGUCAGGCAUAUAUUUCAGUCCCCAUCAUUCUUCGGGGUCGCCCCAGUCAAAGUGCAGAUGCCGGCUCUAUCCCCGACCAUGGAGGAGGGCAACAUCGUCAAAUGGCUGAAGAAAGAAGGUGAGCCGGUGGCUGCCGGAGAUGCUCUCUGUGAGAUUGAGACCGACAAGGCUGUGGUUACCAUGGAGUCCAGCGAUGACGGUGUUUUGGCCAAGAUAUUGAUGGAGGAGGGUAGCCGCAGCGUGCCCCUGGGCACUCUCAUAGCCCUGAUGGUGGAAGAGGGGGAGGACUGGAAGCAGGUGGACAUCCCCCCCCCACAGGCAGCCGCCCCCGCGCCUCCCCCUGCCCCCGCUGCGGCCCCCGCCGCUCCGCCCCCCCCUCCUCCCAAACCAGCCGCCACAGGACCUCAGCAUAUUCCACAUCAUCACAACAUCCGCCCCAUGACUAUUGACAUCAUCAACACUCCUCUGGAGCAGAGGGGCAUGUGCAAAACACAUGAGGAGCAGGUCCUAUCUGUUUUGUUGCGUUUGAGUCCAGCAGCAAGGCACAUCCUGGACACACACGGCCUGGACCCCCUGCUAGCCACACGCACCGGGCCCAGGGGCCUCAUCACCAAGGAGUGA
Messenger RNA from Osmerus eperlanus (European smelt), 755 nucleotides. RefSeq names its product pyruvate dehydrogenase protein X component-like. Gene Ontology annotation, cellular component: mitochondrion; pyruvate dehydrogenase complex. NCBI's taxonomy places the organism in Eukaryota, Metazoa, Chordata, Actinopteri, Osmeriformes, Osmeridae. Bases 33 to 755 code for a protein of 240 amino acids. The transcript has 6 exons. Gene Ontology annotation, biological process: pyruvate decarboxylation to acetyl-CoA. Gene Ontology annotation, molecular function: acyltransferase activity. The record is from RefSeq and is a predicted model, not a curated record.